Molecule: messenger RNA, 1070 nt
Organism: Glycine soja
Lineage: Eukaryota; Viridiplantae; Streptophyta; Magnoliopsida; Fabales; Fabaceae
Exons: 1
Coding region: 30-908 (292 amino acids)
Biological process (GO): root development; shoot system development
Source: RefSeq, a predicted model, not a curated record
CAUCUAGGCCUCUCUUUUCCUAAGGAAAAAUGGCAGCCUCUCAAUUGAACACAAAAUCCAAUUUCCAUGCUCGUUCAAACAGCUUACCCUCUAGACCACACCCUCUCAUCCUACAAUGCAAUGAGCACUUGGAAAGGUUAAGGUCUUCCAAUGAAGCCUCCUCUUCCUCUUCAUCCCUUAGCCAUAAGCUAGGAGGGUUGCAAGAUCUGCAUGAAUGUGUUGAAAAUUUGUUCCAACUUUCCCUCACCCAAGAAGCACUUCACCAUGAGUGUCAAGAAAACUGGGUAGAUGAGCUUCUGAAUGGAUCCUUAAGGCUCUUAGAUGUGUGCACAGCCGCAAAAGACUCUCUACUGCAUACAAAAGAGUGCAUGCGAGAACUUCAAUCAAUUAUGAGAAGACGAAAGGGAGGUGAAGUGGAGCUCAAGGCAGAGAUUAAGAAGUUCUUGACUUCAAGGAAGGUGGUAAAAAAGGCCAUCUCAAAAGCCUUGGCAAAUUUGAAGGGUACUACAAAAAGUUGCAACAUCUCAUCUACAAACAAAGACAAUCAAUUGAUUAGCUUAUUGGAGAAUGUGGAAGUGGUCACUCUAUCAACAUUUCAGGCAUUAUUGCAAUUGAUCUCAGGGACUACACAAUCAAAGUCAAGCAGCUGGAGUUUGGUUUCCAAGCUAAUGCAGAGCAAGAAAGUAAGUUGCUCACAAUUAGCAGAUGAAAAUGAAUUUUCCCAACUUGAUGAAGCAUUGCAAUCCUACAUGUUUUCCCAGACAAGUAAAUUUGAAAACAUGAAUAAGCUGCAAACCCAAUUGGAGAAAGUGGAGUCGCUUGUUCAAGAUCUUGAAGAAGGUUUUGAAUUUCUGUUUAGGCGUUUGAUAAAGACUAGAGUUGCCCUUCUUAACAUCCUCAAUCACUAGUUAAGAUUAUCCGAGUCAUCCAAAUUUUGUAAUGUAUAGAUAUAUAGAUACAUUGAAACAUUUUACCCAAAUUUUGAUUGUAGUAUCAUAAGUGAGCAAUGAUCAUUUCGUGACUCAAGUUAUUCAAGGCAACCCUACAAGUACGUAUCAUUAGAAAAUGGC